Messenger RNA from Brassica oleracea var. oleracea, 807 nucleotides. RefSeq names its product peptidyl-prolyl cis-trans isomerase Pin1-like. The record is from RefSeq and is a predicted model, not a curated record. The transcript is spliced from 2 exons. Gene Ontology annotation, molecular function: peptidyl-prolyl cis-trans isomerase activity. Bases 267 to 629 code for a protein of 120 amino acids. Lineage: Eukaryota; Viridiplantae; Streptophyta; Magnoliopsida; Brassicales; Brassicaceae. Gene Ontology annotation, cellular component: cytosol; nucleus.
GUUGACUCUUCUCUUUCUUCGUCGGUUGGUGUUUUUCUCUUCGUCGACGUCGUCGAAAUUCCUUCCUCAGGUCUCUCUCUUCGUCACGGAGAUGAUCGUUUCUUCGUCGUCAGAGACAUCUCUCAAUCCCCAAAUCUUUGAAUAUAGAUUCAGAUCGGAAACGGAAGAAAGACUCUGUCUCUUCGACAGAUCAACCGUUGGAGGAGAAACCAAAGGACAAGAGAGCCGAUCACCACCACAUCAAGCACUGUAAUAAGAAGAGCAAGAUGGCGUCGAGAGACCAAGUCAAGGCCUCACAUAUUCUUAUCAAGCAUCAGGGAUCUCGCAGGAAGGCGUCGUGGAAGGAUCCGGAAGGAAAAAUCAUCAUGACUACCACGAGAGAAGCAGCCGUCGAACAGCUUAAAUCGAUCCGUGAAGACAUCGUCUCUGGUAAAGCUACAUUCGAGGAUGUGGCGGCUCGUGUUUCCGACUGUAGCUCUGCUAAACGCGGCGGCGAUCUAGGCCCAUUUGGUAGAGGUCAAAUGCAGCUGAAACCGUUUGAGGAAGCAACAUACGCACUGAAGGUGGGAGAUAUAAGCGAGAUUGUGGACACAGACAGUGGAGUCCAUAUCAUAAAGAGAACAGCUUGAUCUGUGAUCUGUUACCUCCUUCAUGUAUCAAAAGUUACCAGCUUUUUAAGAUAAAAGCUUUGCCAUCGUGGCUUUCGUUCUGCAUCUUUGUAUGGAUUUGAUACAACCAAACAUAUUGUAAAGACAAGAAACUGUUUGUUUAAAAUUUUUAGUUAUAAAAUUGUAUUUCUAUUUUUAA